Molecule: messenger RNA, 10931 nt
Organism: Xenopus tropicalis (tropical clawed frog)
Lineage: Eukaryota; Metazoa; Chordata; Amphibia; Anura; Pipidae
Gene: prox1
Product: prospero homeobox 1
Exons: 5
Coding region: 478-2700 (740 amino acids)
Biological process (GO): central nervous system development; anatomical structure formation involved in morphogenesis; embryonic morphogenesis
Cellular component (GO): cytoplasm; nucleus
Molecular function (GO): DNA binding; DNA-binding transcription repressor activity, RNA polymerase II-specific
Source: RefSeq, a predicted model, not a curated record
CCUUGCAUGUGGAGGGGCCUCCUGAUUGGUGUGCAUUCCCUCUGUGACGUCACUCAGACUGUGACGUCCAUUCUUCCUGUUUCCUCCAGCUGUGUCUUAAAGUAAAUCUUGUUGUAGUGCGGAGUCUCAGCUGAGCUCUGCUCUGCAGAAAUAAUACAAUCCCAGGCAGGCAAACGGGAGCCACACAAAAGGGGUCUCUUCUCAUUCUCUGCCUCUUUCUCCCUCUGUGUCUGUCUCUCUGCACUCUGCCUGCUGCUUCUCUCUGGCACACACACACUUAGUCACUCACUCACACACUCACACACACUCUCCCUCCCUUGUCAAAUUGUACUAUUCAUCAGCAGAUAUCCCAGCCUCUGUGUUUUCUGUCUUUCACCGGCAAAGCGGAUCAGUUUCAUUGCUUCCCCUGAGGUCCCAGGAUUCUCGAGCUGUGCCCAGCUGACAAGCUUUUGAAGAUGGCACAAUAACAGUCCAGUGAUGCCUGACCAUGACAGCACAGCCCUCUUAAGCAGGCAGACCAAGAGAAGAAGAGUUGACAUUGGAGUGAAAAGGACAGUAGGGACAGCAUCUGCAUUUUUUGCUAAAGCCAGAGCCACAUUUUUCAGUGCCAUGAAUCCCCAAGGUUCCGAACACGACGUUGAGUAUUCGGUAGUACAACAUACAGAUGGGGAAAAGUCAAAUGUGCUCCGCAAGCUGCUGAAGAGGGCAAACUCCUAUGAAGAUGCCAUGAUGCCUUUUCCAGGAGCAACCAUCAUUUCCCAGCUGUUGAAAAAUAACAUGAACAAAAAUUGUGGCACCGAGCCCAGUUUCCAAGCCAGUGGCCUUUCUAGCGCCGGCUCAGAAAUACAUCAGGAGGAUGCAUGUAGCAACUCUUCAAGAGACAGCCCCCAAGAGUGUCUUUCCCCAUUUGGCAGGCCUACCAUGAACCAAUAUGAUAUGGAUCGCUUGUGCGAUGAGCACCUGAGAGCAAAACGUGCCCGGGUUGAGAAUAUAAUUAGAGGUAUGAGCCAUUCCCCCAACGUGGCAUUAAGGGGCAAUGAAAAUGAUAGAGAUGGAGCCCCUCGGUCAGUAAGCCCCAGAGAAAGCUAUAGAGAAAACAAGCGCAAACAAAAACUGCCUCAGCAGCAGCAACAGAGUUUCCAGCAGCUGGUUUCAGCUCGAAAAGAGCAGAAGAGAGAAGAGCGCCGACAGCUGAAACAGCAGCUGGAGGACAUGCAGAAACAGCUGCGCCAGCUGCAGGAGAAGUUCUACCAGAUCUAUGAUAGCACUGACUCCGAAAACAACGAAGAUGGCAACCUGUCUGAGGACAGCAUGCAUUCGGAGAUCAUAGAGGCUAGAGCUCGUGAUUCCAUGGGCAGAUCAGAUCAUGAAAUGUUUGACUUAGAUCCUGCUCAGUUUAUUGACCGCGCUCGAGCCCUCAUCAGGGAACAUGAAAUAGCAUCAGAUAAUCACCCCAAAAAAGAUGGUCCUAAAGAUAAAGAUAAUUUGCAUCACAAUUUUCAGCCUGAAAGUAAGCACUUGGCAGAAGCACUAAAGCAAGAACUAAAUACUGCCAUGUCACAGGUAGUGGACACUGUGGUCAAGGUUUUUUCUGCUAAGCCCAUACGCCAACUUCCUCAGGUCUUCCCACCUAUCCAGAUGCCUCAGGCAAGAUUUGCAAUCAGUGGGGAAAACCACAACUUCCACACCACCAACCAACGUCUGCAGUGCUUUGGUGAUGUCAUCAUUCCAAAUCCCCUGGACACAUUUAGCAAUGUUCCAUUGCCUAGUUCCACAGACCAAACCGAAGCAUUGCCUUUAGUUGUUCGCAAAAAUUCAAAUGACCAGUCUGCCUCUGGACCUCCACCUGGUAGUCACCAUCCUGUACUGCACCAGUCCCCUCUGUCAGCAGCUGCCAGUUUCUCAUCAUCAUCUUUCCGUCACCCUUUCCCUCUUCCUCUCAUGGCUUACCCAUUUCAAAAUCCCUUGGGGGCUCCCUCAUCAGCUUUUCAAGGAAAGGACAGGUCCUCCCCAGAAUCUCUAGACUUAACUAGAGAAACCACAAGUCUGAGGACCAAGAUGUCAUCACACCACAUGAACCAUCAUCCUUGCUCUCCAGCUCAUCCACCCAGCUCAACAGAAGGCCUUUCAUUGUCCUUCAUCAAGUCGGAGUGCGGAGACAUGCAAGAUAUGUCUGAUAUCUCACCUUAUUCGGGAAGUGCAUUAUACAUGCAGGAGGGGCUUUCUCCAAAUCACUUGAAAAAGGCCAAACUCAUGUUUUUCUACACGAGGUAUCCGAGUUCCAACAUGCUGAAAACCUUCUUCUCUGAUGUUAAGUUCAACAGAUGCAUCACCUCCCAACUCAUCAAGUGGUUUAGCAAUUUCCGCGAGUUUUACUACAUUCAGAUGGAGAAGUAUGCCCGGCAAGCCAUUAACGAUGGCAUCACCAGCACUGAAGAGCUGUGCAUCACCCGAGAUUGUGAGCUGUACCGAGCUUUGAACAUGCACUACAAUAAAGCCAACGACUUUGAGCAGGUUCCGGAGAGAUUCCUAGAAGUGGCUCAGAUCACGUUACGAGAGUUUUUCAAUGCCAUUAUCGCAGGCAAAGACGUUGAUCCUUCUUGGAAGAAGGCCAUCUACAAGGUCAUCUGCAAGCUGGACAGCGAGGUCCCGGACAUCUUCCGGUCGCCCAACUGCCUCCAGGAACUUCUCCACGAGUAGAUAAAUUCCGCAGGGCUGGAGCCGAAUGUAUGAAAAGUACAUUUCCCACCCACCCCUGACACACUCAAGCCCCCCCCCCACGUGCAAGGUCUACGUGUGAGUGCGCGUGUAAGUGCUAUACUCGUGCGGAUGGGAAUGUGUACGUGCAUACGAACUGUGCAAUCUCUUUUAUUUAAUAGGAUUUUUUCCAAGUAGAGAAAUAACUGGAUAUUCUCCCUUUCCCAAACUAUGGUGGAAGGAGAUGCUUUUACAUGUAAAUAUUAUGGGAAAAAAAUACUUUUCAAUUAUAUUAUUAUUAUUAUUAUUAUUAUUAUUAUCCUUCGGUGAGUUCCCAAUAUGCUUUUUCCUGCAUUUUUUUGUAACUGUUUGUAACACUGAUUGGGCAGUUCUAUAGGAUCAGGGACGGCCUUUGGGUUGUGCGACCUCUGCGGCCGCCAUGGGUGCCAUAUGGAGAGGGAGAGGGGACAAACUGGACAUUUCUGUAUAAACACUUGAAACACACAGUAAAAUAUUUCUCAGCCCAGUAUGCACUGAAGGCCUGGUGUGGCCCAUGUUUCAAGCAGGUGAUAGAUCAAGGGAGCAUUGUGCUCAGUGUCGGACUGGCCCACCAGAGAACCCUUACAUCCACAGCCCAAUUUCACAGUGAUUUUCUGUAGAUCUAUAGUGGAAAUAAGAAAGGGCUGAUGGGAAAUUUACCUUGGCUGGGGCCCACUAAGAGACCCCCUGGUACCAUGGCAGGCCAGUCCGACCCUGCCCUGCUUUAUCUCAUUGCCAAGGGGCAUCCAAUGCACUAUUUUGCACAGAGCACUAUGUAUCCGAAGGCCGGCCCUGGUCCAGAUGCUGGAUUCAUUGAACCUGUUCAUUUCCAUUAACUCUAAUUUACCGAAAAUGUUUUGUUAUUUUUUUUUUUAAAAAAAGUGGGUUUGAAGGAAAAAUAUGGCCCAUUUCAAUAUAAUUCUACAAUAUUUGUAUAUAAGUAACGGUGCCGGAUUACCAGGUCACUGCCAUUUGCAACGAAUGAGCUCCUUAAAUGGAAAAUGCACAAGUAAAAGCAAUGCAGGAGUUUGAAAUCCAUUCAUAUAUUGUUUUUGGACAAUUUUUUGCAAAUGCCCUAAAAAAUGAUCGGUCUGGUAACCCUAAAUCUAGGUUUGUGGAUGAUGAAAUGUUUAUAUCAUUUACCUCUGUCGAAUGGGGGAAAUGUAAUAAAAGUCAUUGGCGAAUGGUUCAUCUAACUUUACAUUGUAAAAUGUCCAUUGACCUUCAUUAGUUUUUCUACCGCAAAUUACUUUUAUUACAGUCUCCCAGAAGUCUGGAGCUGGUUGGGCCCAAAGAGUUAAUUUUGGGUUGGGGUGGGGGGGGUACGUUGUCUUUGUAAAAGGGUAUUUUGCUGGGGGAGAGAAUUCACAGCACAAAUCUACUGAUAGUGGCAGAAGGCACAAUAAAGGAGGGUAUAACUGGAGUCAAGCUGAUAGGAUUCUGUCCUUUGCCGGAGAGGUUAGAGAGGGAGACAGGUGUUUCUGUCCUUUCAUUGCGGCCGGUUUCAGGUGCACCCUUUAAAGGUGACACUACGGAAGCACCGAUCAGGAAUAUCAUGUGCCCAUUACUCGUGAUUGAAAGACCAGACUGUGCCUGAGAUAAAGGUUGCCUGCGGCGUGAGAAGGGAUAAUGCACACAAGAAAAAAAACACUGAACCCCUCCAGGGAUGGGGAGGUCUUAAUCACUGUGAAAUAGCUGAAGAUUUAUUACAAUCCUCGUUAUCACUGGAACAUUUAUUAAACCCUAAACUGAAGGAGAUCGUUUGCUGCUAGCCCCUCCAAAAGGGAACUCUGAAGGUGCUAUAUUCCCACGCAUUGUGCUUGGCACACACAGGCACCCAGGGGAGGAAGGGGUUAAAGUGACCACUGAAUAUCUAUAUUUAUUUUAUGCUAUAUGUAUAGGUAAGGGAUGAAUACUCAGUGCACCCCACUUUGAUAGAGUAGAUAUCAGGGGUCCUGGUUAGGAUAGAAAGGUGAAAGAAGCUCUAACUUAUCUCUAAGGGGCCCCGUAAUGCAGGGGCCCAAACACAGUUCUGCCCUAACCUCUUUUUUUCAUGGCACAGAAGAGCACAAUGUAACCUAAAGAAUUUUUUUAGAUAUAAAUAAGGGCCCCAUUUUUCAGUAGUAACUAUACUUAUUCUGUAUUGCUUGACUGGCACUUUGACAACCCAUAAGGAUUAUGAUUAUUUCACCCAAGUGCAAGUACCUUCCAAGUUAGAACCAACCAGCCAAUCAGAGUUUAAAGAUGGCCACUGCUAGGCUUUGUUUUGUUCAAAAUGGCACUGGCACUGGCAGAAUAGGGAAGAAGUGGGGCAUUUCAGAGUUAGAUCCAUCUCACUAGCACCAGGUGUUGUUUGCUGCCAACCCCAGGGCACAGGCACACUCUGCUUGGGUGAGUUAGCCUUUAAUCUUCCAUUAUAAAUAAAUCAUUUUUGCCUAUGGAUCUGCAAAGGAUCCCUUCCUUUUCCAAGCACCCAAUCACAGUGCAGAUAAAGGUGAAACCCUGUCUGAGGGUCAUACCACCAGCUCCUAGCAAAAGUCCCACCAGGAACUUAUUGGUGUACAAAGUCCAACAGAGCCAUUUGCAGAAGUAUCGCUGGUCAUAACAUCUGAUUGCUCAGGGACGUAGACUUGCGAUAAGAUAAUAUAACCCUAUAACUGCCAGCUAUCACAAUGACAACAUUCCAUUGCUGCCGCACUAUCAGAGCACUUACUGGAAUAAAAUCAUUUCUGUAGCAGUUUAAUAACAGCAAUCACCGGAUUAUAUUUCCUUCUUGUUUGUAUCGAGAGCCCCAAAUAGGCCAAGACUGAGCCAUAAAUAAAACAAUUUCCAUUUAGAGAAAUCCUUUGCUGGAUGAGAUUACUUUAGGUGUAAGACGGCUUUGUCUCCCUUAUGAAGCUCUUUGGAUAUAUAGUAUUUUUUUUUUUUCCUAAUGGAAGAACGUUUGAUAUAAUAUUUAUAACACUGUAAAAAGAAAAACAACUAGUGCUGAAAAGAAUUAGGAUAAAUCUUUAAGUUCCAUUAGAUGAUUCCUCUAGCGUUUAGGCAAUUUCGGUCGAUGUUAGUUCUUUAAUAACUUAACAAAUCCAACUUUUUAUGAAAAUGGUGAAAUUAAUUUUUCAAAACAGAUACGCACUUUAGCACCAUUGCUGAUGGAAACGAUUUUAUCGGGAAUAAAAAAGGGACUAUAGUCCCAAGAUAAUGAAGAAAAACUAUAGGCAUCAACUGCAGUUAAACCCAAAAUAAAUGGAGCUGAAUAGAGAACAGGAGCCUUCAGCCCUAAAAGAUAAAAUAAUAUUGAAAAGAAUAGAGGUUGCCGGAGAUAUGCUGGGUGGUAUCUCAGGCGCUGCCAUUGAAUUCCAUCUACAGGUAUCCGCUAAGCUACAUUCUUGUGCCUAAUUAGAGUGAGAAUCCUCAAGAUAACAUGAAUUCCGUUUGCCCAAACCACUGUUGUCUCAGCAACCCCCUGCGCGGCUUUGCUUUGGCAAAAUAUUUCAAACUGUAAAUCUUGAACCUGUAGUAAAUGAUCCGUUAUUUGCCUUCUCAAUGUGAACAGCCUCCCCCUAUUUGACUUGAUCGCCUCCAUUUCCCAUUUUGACUUUGAAGAGAGGGAGAGCGUAUCCGCGUGACUACUUAGCUAACCUGAUCUCUGCUUGCUCAUUGACGACAAUUUCUGCUGAGAUAUAGAAAUGUAUGAAAGCAAUUAUUGUCAGCACAAUGCCUUAAAAAAAACCUGCUGACAUCAAAUUAACCAGGACAAUCCUAUGAAAUCCUGUUAUUAUUCCCCAGCAUUGGCAGUGUCUAUGCACUUUAGAGGGAAAACGCAAUUUCCAAGGAUACGGAGCCAGUAGUUGUAGUUAGGUGGCAGAGUUCAUAUACUCUCUUCACUAAUAUUCUCCCUUCUAUAUCAUAAAAUCGUUCUGGUUUUGGAUGACACAAUCAGAGAUGUCCGUGUUACCAAGGAGACCAUUCUUGGUGUUUCAAUAUUAGCACCAAAUGGUAUCUUGGAAUAAUUGGCCAGAUUCCAUUUUUCUCCUUAUUCAGUUCCAAGUUUGUCAAGAUUUAAACCAGUAGACAACUUUGUCCAAUCAAAUUCAGGCCCAGUGUUUUUUAAUUGGUUUAAUAUCUUCUUGGAGUUUUGGAUGGAGUUUUUCUCUUCCACCUAAUUCAUUGACAAACAAAUGAGUGUUUCUUACUGUUAAGGUUCCACAAUAAACUUUAAAAUUGUGCUUAGCAAAGGGAAAUGAUGAUUAUAGUAUCCCUGUGCACCAAUAAUUGGAAAGUUGACCCUGACUUGGAUUGUUCCACUUAAGGCUACAGCUCUUGGGUCAAAGUUAGGACCUUAUUAUUCAAUAAGAAUUCCAAAGGGAUCGUAUGGCCAGAUAAUCUUGAGGUUAGGUAUGACCAAAACUGCAAGCUGAACCUUCUAAGAGGCUAAGGGUGCUCAAUACAUGUAGGGGAGGCUUCAGAUCCCUUCGCUCUUUUUUGUCGGCACUUGAUGCACCUCAACCACCCAACGUAGACGUAGAACAUGGCCACAUCGCUUACGGUUUAUGAAAUGAUCUAAUAUCUGCUUAAUGGCUCAGUGACAAUAACAAACAAUUGUUUAAUAUAAACAAUACAUUGGUCUAACUGCUGUGUUCACCCCAGACGGUAAAAUAUUUUACAAUGAACGUAGAAUCUGUGCCGUGCUUCUUGGCCUCUGGGGGUGUAUUUUUAAACUCUAGAUCUAAAGGCUCAGCUUGCAGUAUUAGUCUUACCUAACUAACCACUGUCUUUACAAUUGGUUGACCACAAACCUUUAGAAGAACUAGAAGCAUUGCGGCCAACUCAACAAUAUUGGUGCUGCAUGGACAAACCAUACCCCGAAUAUCAACAUAUGGAAGGUAUUCCCCUAAAGCAAGCUCAGUUCUGUAGGGAAAUCUGAAGGUAAUGAGUUCUUUAAAGCAGUUGUCCUAGAUGUGAGGUAACUAUAAAUAUAAUAUAUAAAAAUUGAUUAAAAUACACAUUUAAAGUCACCUCCUGUGCCUCUCAGCCUUUUACACACCAGCAGAUUAUAAAGACAUGUCGAUGUUCCCAGUUCCUUCCCAAGCCCUAUGCUCCGGCGCCUUCUCCGGUGGCAAGUUCUUCUCUCCUCUAGCUGCAAUAAGCUCCAGCUUUUCCUUCUGGCUGUUUAAUAGAAAGCUAUGCAUACUCUAUGGCUUUUUAAUAAAAACAAAAAAAAAAAACCAAACAAAACAGGAGUUUAAUUCAGAUAAAGUAAUUUUUAUUAUUUCUCUAAAAAAAUAUCUUUAUUAUUUAAAUUAUGUUUCAUUUGUAUAUUAAGGCUUUUUUGUUUUUUUUUUGCUCAGAGUAGAGGCACAAUAUUUCAACUUGGCAUUUAUAUAGAUAUAUAAAGAGAUGAAAAGCACACAGGGAAGGUAUAAAAGCACUCAGCUGAUUUGUGAACAGUUGUAAAAAAAAAAGUUUGUUUCGGAGAGCUUUCCAUCUUUAUUCAAGUAGAUGAGCUUCAGACUUUAUCAUUUACAAACCCAAUGAGGGAAAUUCCAUUUAUCCUACAUUGGAUAACACUUUUGGGAGAUUAGUUAGGUCAAAAACACUGGACUUGACUUUCAGUCAAUGUUUCACUACAAAUACUAGCCUCUCUCAGUCAAGGAAAGUCUUAGUUGAGAUGAUGACCAUGUAGAUGGGACAAUGCCACCCAAUGUCCAAACAACGUUAGUUGGUGGAAGCACUGAUCUGGUGUUCUGCCCCCUGAAGGUCCAAGGACCCUAAAUCAGUGAGCAGGAACUUUGUUGCAUAGGGUAUACUGUAUAGCAUUAUUUUGAAUGUCUCUCAGAGGAACUAGGCAAGGUUGUCCUCAACAUACGCUGCUUAUGAACAGACAUGUUUCCAGGUUAUGGUCAUCGUGUGAGAUAAGUUCAGUUGUAGUUAUUAUAUAAUCACGUGCCCCUGAGGUUAAAUUUGUGCCUCUGCGUAUUAUUUAAACACAGUUUUCCUUUUUUUUUUUUUUUUCAAAUGUUUUGUAAGUAUUUUGUUAUUACGCCCUGUACGUGGGUAAAAAUAUACAAAAUAGAGGCGGAACUUUUAUAAAGCAAUGUAAAUAUUUGAUAAUGUAGUUUGACAGAUAAUUGAAAAAAAAAUACAAGUACAUUCACGUUUGUUAAAAUUUGUAUGAAAUAAAAACAAGAAACUCUGUAAGAAAAUAAAAUACAUUCUCGAGAAAUAUUUGUGUUUUACAUUUUGACAAAAAAAUGAACAUGAUUCUUUCAAUACGCAUCGAUAACGAAUAUAAACGAUGAAGGGUCUUUUUCUUUUUCUCCCUCUCUGUAUAUAGUGAAAUAAGGGUGAAAAAGUUUUUAUAUAAAAAAAUGAAUUGGCCGUUUGGUGAUUCUGACGUCUGCACCGAUGGCAAUUCUCUUUGUUACAAAUAGGUUGUUUUUUUUCACCAGCAGCAAUGUGAUACACAUGCAACUGAAAGAUGUUUAUGAAAUGCUGAUAGAAACACUAUGAAAAAAAAAAAAUAGAUGAAUAUAAAAAUGUAUUUGUAUAAUAUGUUGUACACAGUAUAUGAAAUUCAUCUCAUACUUUAUGCCUUUUUUAGUUUGCUGUUUUGGGAAUGGUCCCCCUUUUUUAAAUAAAAUCUACUACAUUUUUGGGAAAAUUAUUGUAUUGCACUUAACCCAAUCUCUUGACUGUCAGAUUCUAGGAUAAAAAAAAAAAAAAACAGGUCUCCUGCUUAUGUGUACCUACUCUAUCUCCCCUAGGGCUAGAUUUACUACAACUUGGGGCCACGUUUUAUUUCCACAGUGGAUAAAAAGUAGAAUAUGAAUCAUUAAACAGUACAUUUAUAUUUUUAUAUUUAGCGAAUCAGAUUAAAGACGCAUAAAAAAAUAAAAUAGGGCUAUUUUAGAUUUUUUUUUAUUAGUUUUAAGAUUAAACACCUUAAAAGCCCAACUUUGGGUUUUUGUAAAUCUCCAUAAUUAAUAGGGAUGCACCAAAUCCAUCACUUUUGGAUUCAGCUGAAUCCCGCAUUCUCCACCAAAUAGAAUCUGAAUUCAAAUCUGUUCUCUCUGCAUUACAUAUACAAUUUUUUAUUUUUUUUUUUUAUAAAAGUUUGAAUCAAUUGUGAACAAAACAACUGCCGAUUUAUUGUCAGGAGAUUUAAUGUUAUGUGAUCCGAAUCCUACAAAAGGUUUUAGGACUCAACCAAAUCCCAGACUGGAUUUAGCAUCCCAAAUAGUUUAUUUAGCCCACGAGCUGCUAAAAUGGGCUACAAUACAUUGCAGGACCUCACCAUUGAAGUGAUAAAAAUUUUGGUGGCAUCAGGAGACCUUUACCGAUGACCUCAUCUCGGCCACCGAUGUCAUAACCGUCACUGCCAAUCGUUUGUUGAGCUUACAUUUUGAAUCAGAUGUGUAUAUGAAACCAUUCAACCCGGCGUUUGUUAUGGUAAAAAAUAAAAUCCGAUAUUACACGAAAGAGUGACAGGUUGAGAAGCAAAUGAUUUUCCCCCGAGUCUUUCUGUGGGUGUGUGUGUAAAUAAUUAUGAAAUGUGAUAAAACACUGCCUUUAUAUUAUUUAGCAAUAUGUUGUAAAUAGCAUUAUUAUGCUCUUUUUUUGUAACAAAGACCAUUUAAUUUCAAAAUUUAUGACUGUUUUUUGGGUUUUUUUUUCCUUCUCAAAAAUAGCGACUUUGAUAGUGGAAAUUUUUUUUUUUUUUUUUUGGUCAACUGUUUUCUGAAAACUUUGCGUAAUUUAUUGGUUUAAUUUAUCCUAAUUUAUUUGAUGAAGGUGUACAAUAUUUUGUAUUGCCAAGGAUGUACUGUAAUAAUAACUGAUGAUAUGAUCUACAAAUGACACUCACGUUCCAUACAAGUAAGACAAAAAAAAAAAACAAAAAUAAUAAAAGGUGCCGUGGACAAUUGAUUUCCAAAUUUGUUGCUUGGCAGCUACUAAAUUAUAUAAAAAAAAAAAAUAAAGCAGAUGGAGGGGGGAGGGGGAACGGAAUUGGGGACUUUUAUUUAGUGUGUUUAAAGCUUUUGUAUACUCUCCAGACUUUUACCUUUUCGCUUUGUACCACUUAAAAAUUUCAGUAGUUCAAUUGCCUUGUGUGCCUUCCAUCUUCUCUAAACUGAAUGUAUGUGCAGUAUAUAUGCAAGCUUGUGCAAAAUAAAACAUAAAUUACAAGCUCA